AUGCCUGGAGACCGAGAUACAGAUGACCAACUUAGAACCCCAAAGCCGCAACAUGACGAGGUCAAAACAUCAGGCAAGUCGCUAAUUACUACCGCCGCCAAAAGCGCAACUACCCUACUUCCUCAGUCAAUUGCGUCAGCCGUUUCCUUUUUCGCUCAGUCAACGUCGCUUUCCCUGCGUAUUGGGACGUAUUUUGGCGGGGCUGCUUUGGGAGGUGCUAGGGUGACAACUCUAACGGGAUUGGAACUGAGUAGAGCUGUGGUAGAGGCUAUAUUGACAAGAGCUGGGCGUGAUGUUUCGGGACACAGCCAAGGAGACUAUGGAAGGUCGGAGGCCGACUCUAUACUCGAGCGCAGUUUAGCAGCCUUGCAUUCAACCGUGACUUCGACUUCAUUUUUUGCAGCUGCGGGCUUCCGCUUGUCUGAAGUAGCGCUUUCUUCAUUGUCAAACUUGUCUCAGAAUUUGCUAUAUACAUUAGACGCGAUAUUGGGCUCAACAGAAUCGUCCCGGGCCAUUGCGGCAAUUAUCACAUUGAUUCGAAAGGAAUUUUCAAAAGCAGAAGAAGGCGAGGACAGCGAAGUGGUCGGCGUUGGAGACUUGCUCGUGGGAUCCGUAGGCUUCGCCCUGUUGCAGCGCUGGGGACGGUUGAAAUCCGAAAAGCAAUUGCGGGAGUCGGAGGGUGAGGUUAUUAUAUGGGAUGUUGUCAUUUUGGAUAACGGGUUGAGAGCGGACGUUAUUGGGACGCAGAUGACAGAUUAUGUGCAGAAAAUGUUGAAUGAUGGCGACAUAUCUCGGCCGGCGUCAUUUAUGGAUCCCACUGGACAUGAAGAAUCAAUCAACGCAUUGGAGCGUGUGUCCGUUUCUCGAAACAGUCCUCCUCACUCAUGGGAUCCCUCGGAUGUCCAGCAACUGACAGAUGAAGAUAUUCGCAACUACAUUAUGAGACAGCUACCUCGCGGCAGCCGUGCUUCGGUUAGGACCGAAUUGGUGACAGCGCGUACUAUCACAGUAGACAUAUACGAUGACGACGUAGCUGAGAUUGCUGCACCUCCGGGAACUAUGAUGAUUGAAGAGAGGUUCUACAACGACCAGGCAUUGUUAGACGCAUCCAAACGCCUGCCUAAUCACACAGUCGUCUUCCGAACAGCGUUCAAUGAAUCACAGAGCACGGAUUUACUGGCAGAACCUUUUCCAGCAGCGUCUCGGAAAACCGACGAUGUUGCAAAUAUGGUCAUCGAUGACACAGAUACCAGCCAGACAAAGCAUGAAAAGGAGUCCAUCAACAAAUCUUCGCAGGCAGCUGCUUCUGAACAUCAUGCAAACGAAGGACGGCGAAGACCGCCCUGUGACACAAGCUCAUCAUCGUUGAGUGGCUCAGAUGCCCCUCGAAACACAUUUGGAAAGGCGUCCCUUUCGAAGAUCACGCAAAAGGUCAGGGCUGGCCAGAGCGAGAAGUCGAAUCUCAAGAGCAAAGAUACCACGAAGAAAGCGCAAGGGAAGGGCCCCUCAGUAUUGUUCAAAACAAACAAAGUAUCAAGCGGUGGGCCUCCGAGCAGAAAUCCAACAAGCCCAAUACUUGCGAGUGUCACCAGAGCCCUCCCGCCUUCCCCGGUCGCUGAUUACACCAGGUACCGUUCGAUACCAUCUCCAACGGCGAGCAGAGUGCCGCAACCCAACCGAGCUCCCUCAAGAGCAGGUUUAUUCUCUCCAAACAAGGAUACGGAAUCAUUUGUCACCCAUACUGACUCCUAUUCAAUCCAUUCGAUAGACAGUCGACCCGGAUCUGCGUCUUAUACCCGAACUCAUAUUCGUAGCAGCAGCUCACUGUCCGGAAAUCGGCCCGAAGAUGCCAAAAAUUCAUCGAAACAUGAUUUGCAACCACCGGGGUCUCCGCAAACACGUAGACGCUCGCGUUCGUUUGUGCCUAGCAUAUACUCUAUGGCCACCAGUUCCGAGACAUCUCUGAUACUCGCACCUCGUCCCAGAAAAAGUGUCUAUGAGGAUGAUUCAACCAUCAUUGGUCUGAAUCGAAAUGGCCUGGUUCCAGGCAUAUUCCCACACAACCACCUAGUCAAAAACAUCCGUCGCUUUUGUCGUUUCUCGUCCGCAUCGUAUGGUUCCAAUGCACUCAAGGUGAUGGGAGUGCAGCACGAUCAAAAAACGAUACAGUAUCAUGAUCCUGAACAUCAAGAGCAUAGCUCCUUCUCAAACAUGACGGGGCUACCACAGUCCACCAUUCUUCUAUCCUCAUAUGUUGACCCCGCUGGUGGCAGCAACUCUGCCGGAGAGACUGAGACUGGAUUCCCUCUCGUGCACUAUCUCUUUUUGGAUCACGAGUCAAAAGCAGUUGUGCUCGCUCUUCGUGGAACGUGGGGGUUUGAGGACAUCCUUACAGACAUGACAUGCGACUACGACGAUCUUGAAUGGCAAGGAAAGAACUGGAAAGUCCACAAAGGCAUGCACGCAUCUGCCAAACGGCUUCUAGAGGGCGGUGGAAAAAGAGUCAUGGCGACAAUCAAAGCUGCCCUCGAAGAAUUCCCGGAUUACGGAGUUAUAUUCUGCGGUCAUUCCCUGGGUGGCGGCGUAGCAGCUCUUCUUGCAACAAUGAUAUCUCAACCGAACGCCGAUACCUCUGGGCCGUCCUUUGUAACAGCCUCGGCCUUGCAGGCGACAAAACCGCUGCUUCUAACAACAAACCAUCAGCAAGAAGCUGCAAAGACGUUUUCGCUGCCACCCAAUCGACCUAUUCAUGUCUACGCUUUCGGUCCACCAGCAUGCAUGUCACCAUUCCUACGCCGUGCCACACGAGGUCUAGUCACAACAGUCGUCAAUGGCAACGACGUCGUUCCCACUCUAUCACUCGGAAUCCUGCGCGAUCUGCGCACCGUAGCCCUAUCAUUUAAAAAGGACACUACGGACUCUAAAUCACAUAUCCGGUCCCGUGUCUGGGAGGGUCUUCGACAAAGCAUCCUCAACAAAUUCUAUGUGAACCAGCCACCCAUCCCAAUAGACGCCGGCGAAGGUCUGGGUGACGAUACCUGGACAUGGUCCACACUUCAAAGCCUGCGCGGCGAAAUGAUUGCGCCCAAACUCGUGCCUCCUGGUGAAGUAUUUGUGGUUGAUACAAUGCGUGUGUUGCAACGCAAUGCAUUCACGACUGGGACUGACUUUCUAAACGAAGGGGGUCAUCCGCAACUGGGCAGACCUGCGACUAGAGUUCAAUUAAAGUUUAUUCGGAAUGUGGAAACGUAUUUUGGUGAGAUGAAGUUUAGUUCGGGGAUGUUGGGAGAUCAUAAUCCUGUGAGAUAUGAAGCUAGUCUGGCUACAUUGGCGAGGGGAAUUAUCGAUGAUUGA
This is a messenger RNA of Talaromyces marneffei, 3354 nucleotides long. RefSeq lists its product as uncharacterized. Gene Ontology annotation, biological process: lipid metabolic process. Bases 1 to 3354 code for a protein of 1117 amino acids. NCBI's taxonomy places the organism in Eukaryota, Fungi, Ascomycota, Eurotiomycetes, Eurotiales, Trichocomaceae. The record is from RefSeq and is a predicted model, not a curated record. The transcript is spliced from 2 exons.